AUGCUUUCGAUUGCCCGUAAUAAUGGUGCACGCACCGUUAUGCCCAUGAUAAGUCAGCUAUCCUCAUGCUCCAAAUACAUGAGAAUGCGCUCCAUGGUGGCUGCUGGUCAUGGAUUGAUUCAUAAACAAACCGUAGGAAACUCUAUGCUUGCAAAUAUUCUGUGUAAAAAGCAAAGAGAGGAGAAACCUGAUGUUCUAUGUCGCAAGCAAAGGGAAGAAAAGCCAAUGAAUGAGAUGUUGCUCCGCAAGCAGCGAGAGGAGAAGCCCUCAAAUGAGAUGUUGCUACGUAAGCAGCGGGAAGAAAAGCCGUCCAAUGAGAUGUUGCUUCGUAAACAGAGGGAAGAGAAGCCCAUGAAUGAGAUGUUGCUCCGCAAGCAGCGAGAGGAGAAGCCCUCAAAUGAGAUGUUGCUUCGUAAGCAGCGAGAGGAGAAACCUUCCAGUGAAAUGCUGCUCCGUAAGCAGAGAGAAGGAAAGCCAUCAAAUGAGAUGUUGCUUCGUAAGCAGCGAGAGGAGAAACCCUCUAAUGAAAUGUUGCUACGUAAACAGAGAGAAGAGAAGCCCAUGAAUGAGAUGUUGCUUCGUAAGCAGAGAGAGGAGAAACCUAGCAAUGAGAUGUUGCUUCGUAAGCAGCGGGAUGAGAAACCCACUUAUGAAAUAUUGUUUCGUAAGCAGAGAGAGGAGAAGCCCUCCAGUGAGAUGUUGCUCCGUAAGCAGCGAGAGGAGAAACCUUCCCAUGAGAUGUUGCUCCGUAAGCAGCGGGAAGAGAAGCCCACUUAUGAGAUAUUGGUUCGUAAGCAGAGAGAGGAGAAACCCUCAAAUGAGAUGAUGCUCCGUAAGCAGCGGGAUGAGAAGCCCGCUGACGAGAUGUUGCUGCGUAAACAGAGGGAAGAGAAACCAAUGAAUGAGAUGUUGCUUCGUAAGCAGCGAGAGGAGAAACCUUCCAACGAAAUGUUGCUGCGUAAGCAGCGGGAUGAAAAGCCAUCAAAUGAGAUGUUGCUUCGUAAGCAGCGAGAGGAGAAGCCCUCCAAUGAGAUGUUUCUGCGUAAGCAGCGCGAAGAAAAACCAGGAAAUGUGAUGCAGCUCAAAAAGCAAAGGGAAGAAAAGCCAACAAAUGAGGAAAUCUCUUGUCGCAAGCAGAGAGAUGAGAAGCCCGUAAAUGAGCUAAUCCUUCGCAAGCAGAGAGAUGAGAAGCCUAUCAAUGAAAUGCUAUUGAAAAAGCAAAGGGAAGAGAAGCCCCAAAUUGCAGAUCUUACGGCAAGCAUUUCAUUCGAUAAAUCCAUACUGAGCAGCCUUAUUUACAUCAGUCAAUAG
Drosophila busckii is the source of this 1311-nucleotide messenger RNA. RefSeq names its product golgin subfamily A member 6-like protein 7. The transcript has a single exon. NCBI's taxonomy places the organism in Eukaryota, Metazoa, Arthropoda, Insecta, Diptera, Drosophilidae. The coding region runs from base 1 to 1311 and encodes 436 amino acids. The record is from RefSeq and is a predicted model, not a curated record.